UAAAUGAGUCAGUCUAAUAGAUUCACAAGUAUCUACAAAAAUUCAAAUUAAAAUUUAAAACGAUUCGUCCCCUUCGCAAUAAUCAAGUAGUUGAGUUGAGUUGGUAUUAUUCUUAAAGUCAAAAUUUUCAAAUUUAAUUUGAAUCUCUCAUAUACUUAAUCUUAUUAUGUUAAGAUGAAGAAGAAAAGUUUUCAAGUAAAAUUAGAAAAUGGUGAGGAAAAAUGAGAAGUGACGACAAAGAGUCCAGCUCCUCCCUCACGCCUCCCUCCUUCCCAUAUUCGCCUACAACUCACUCUCUCUCUCUCUCUCUGAUUAUUGUUGCUUCUUUCGAAGCGUAAUUCUGAAGCAGCAACACUCACUCACUCACAUUCGCUUUCUCUUUUCUCUUUUCGCCCCCCCCCCCCCCCCCCCACUUUACCAUACUUGUACAGCCCAGCCCAGCCCCAGCCCCAGCCCCCUCUCUCUUCUUUUUCUCUCUCUUCUUCCACCCACCCACCCACCCACAUGCCUGCACUCAUGCCACCCCCAUGAUUUUAGUCUCUCCUUGAUUCAGAAUGGAGACCAAUCCAGCAAUGGCGGCAUCUACAUUACUAGUAUCGGCAUUGUUGUUGCUGUGCCUGUGCGUGGCGUCGGAGCCCACUGAGGACAAGCAGGCGCUGCUCGACUUCCUCUCCAAGGUCCCCCACGAAGGCCGCCUCCGCUGGAACGCCUCCGUCUCCGCCUGCACCUGGGUUGGCGUCGCCUGCGACCCCUCCAACUCCUCCGUCUACUCCCUCCGCCUCCCCGGCGUCGGCCUCAUCGGCCAGAUCCCGCCCAGCACUCUCGGCCGCCUCUCGCAGCUCAGAGUCCUCAGCCUCCGCUCCAACCGCCUCUCCGGCCCCAUCCCCGCCGACCUCGCCCAGCUCAAAUCCCUCCGCAACGUCUACCUCCAGAGGAACCAGUUCUCCGGCGAGUUUCCCCCGAGUCUCACCGAGUUGACCCGCCUCACGCGCCUCGACCUCUCCUUCAACAACUUCACCGGCCCAAUCCCCUUCGCCAUCAACAAUCUCACUCAUCUCACCGGCUUGUUUCUGCAGACCAACGCCUUCUCCGGCAAGAUACCAAACAUCGCGGUGCCGGGGCUCCAAGCCUUCAAUGUCUCCAGCAACCGCCUCAACGGCUCCAUCCCCACCGCGCUCGCGGGCUUCUCCUCCUCGGCAUUCGCCAAUAACCUCGAUUUGUGCGGCGCGCCAUUGCCCCCCUGCAACCCCUUCUUCCCCGCCCCCGCGCCCUCGCCCAUUCUACCUCCCUCGCCUCCCGUCGCCUCCUCCAAGAAGAAGCGGAAGCUCUCCACCGCCGCCAUUGUCGGAAUAUCAAUCGCCGGCGGCUUACUCGCGCUCCUCCUCCUACUCGCCCUAAUUUUCCUCCUAAUCAAAAAGAGAAAAGCAAGUCACACCACGAAGGCGUACAAACCGCCUUCAACCACCACCGCCGCCGCAGCAGCAGCAGCAGGGGAGGUCGGAACCUCCUCCUCGAAAGACGACGUCACCGGCGCCUCCGCUGAAGGCGCGGAGAGGAAUAAAUUAGUUUUCUUCCAAGGAGGUGUCUACAGUUUCGAUUUGGAAGAUUUGCUUCGGGCUUCGGCGGAGGUGCUGGGGAAGGGUAGUGUAGGUACAAGCUACAAAGCUGUGCUUGAGGAAGGUACAACGGUGGUGGUGAAGCGGCUCAAAGACGUUGCCGCCGCGAAGAAGGAGUUCGAGCAGCAGUUGGAGAUGUUGGGGAAUGUGAAGCACCAAAAUGUGCUGCCGCUGAGGGCUUAUUACUUCUCUAAAGAUGAGAAAUUGUUGGUCUACGAUUACAUGCCUGCUGGCAGCCUCUCUGCACUUCUCCAUGGUAGUCGAGGGUCGGGGCGAACCCCACUAGAAUGGGACAGCAGACUGAGGAUAGCAGUAAGUGCUGCAAGAGGACUUGCCCAUCUCCAUGUGUCUGGAAAUGUGGUCCAUGGCAACAUAAAGUCUUCCAACAUCCUCCUCAAACAAGACAGUCUAGAUGCUUCCAUAUCCGACUAUGGGCUCAACCCUCUCUUCCUGAACUCGUCUCCCCCCAAUCACCGCAUCAUGGGCUACCGCGCACCUGAGGUUCUUGAAACCCGGAAGGUCACCUUCAAGUCGGAUGUUUACAGUUUUGGAGUGUUGCUGUUAGAGCUCUUGACUGGGAAGGCGCCUAAUCAGGCCUCUUUGGGUGAGGAAGGAAUUGAUUUGCCGAGAUGGGUCCAAAGCGUGGUGAGAGAGGAAUGGACAGCUGAGGUGUUUGAUGUGGAGCUAAUGAGGUAUCAAAAUGUGGAGGAGGAGAUGGUGCUGCUUCUCCAAAUAGGUAUGGCUUGCGUUGCCACCGUGCCAGAUCAGAGACCCUCGAUGCAGGAGGUGUUGAGAAUGAUCGAGGAUAUGAACCGGGGGGACACUGAUGACGGGCUACGCUCCUCAGAUGACGCACUGAGGGGAGGGUCGGACAGCCAAACGCCUCCCAUGGAGUCGAGGGCUUCACCCCCGGGUCUCACACCGUAGGUAGCUCGACUCGAGUCAAGUAUAGCAUCCGUACAAAUCUGGGUGGGAAUAAUUGGAAUGAAAUCCUGCAAGUGCCGAUGGGGAAAUAGGUUUGAUAUUCCAACGUGCAGGAUGGUCCAAGAAGGAAGAAUUGGUUAUCCCUUUAGCUCUUAUAUUCUUUGUGAAGGCCUUCUCACCUUCUCUUGUUUGAUUGUGCAAUGAUUUUUCAUUUUUUUCUUUUUUUUUGUAGAGCAUGAUAGGAUUGUUUGUUGUGGGAUUAAUUAUGUAUGUGAUCGGUUCAAGAUUUGACAGAGUCAAGGACACCAACUGUUUUUUUCU
Messenger RNA from Salvia miltiorrhiza (redroot sage), 2861 nucleotides. RefSeq names its product probable inactive receptor kinase At2g26730. Gene Ontology annotation, molecular function: ATP binding; protein binding; protein kinase activity. Gene Ontology annotation, biological process: protein phosphorylation. Lineage: Eukaryota; Viridiplantae; Streptophyta; Magnoliopsida; Lamiales; Lamiaceae. The coding region runs from base 555 to 2543 and encodes 662 amino acids. The transcript has 2 exons. The record is from RefSeq and is a predicted model, not a curated record.